AUGCGGAGGAAAGCGGCCAUUUGCUUGUCGCUAUUGCAAUUAUUCGUUCACUCAAAAAUCGAGCUUGCAACGACAUAUGUCUGCAAUUCACAAAAAGUUCCAAGCUGGGACGUCUACGGUUCCUUCGUUCCGGUUCCAGCGAAGACAGCCGAGCCGAGCUUCACUCCAGUGAAUGCUGCACCUUACAGAAGGUUCUGGUGCAAAACUUGCAGGAAGAUAUUCCCGUCAAAGUACCUGCUGAAGCGACACAUGAAACUUGGGUGCAAAAUGGAACCGCGAGCGUCGCAAUACGCGUGUAAUCUUUGUCCCUACAAGAGCACUUACAAAGCGAACAUGGACCGACAUGUUAGGAACGUCCACGAGAGCGCUGCCGCUUUGCGGUACCGCUGCGACCUCUGUGGCUUUUACAGCAACUAUCGGUUCUGCGUGCGCCGCCAUCUUAAAUCUGUUCACAGAAUUACUGGUCCGGAAGAGAAGCAGCUAAAGGCGCAAAAGAAGAAAGAUACCGAGUCAGAGCCUGAGUUUAUAAAUGAGGAGUCUCUGGAGGAAGUUUACGAGGAAGUUUAUGAGGAAGAAAUGAUAACCUAUGAAGUUGUUGAAGAAAUAGAAGUUGAGGAUGCAGUGGAAGGGGAAAAAAGUUAUGACAUGGAAGAAAUAGUCGAGGAAGAAAUAGUUGAAGAAGCAGAAAAGAAAAAUGAAGAAGAAAUGAUUGUUGAGAAGAAAGAAAAAAAGGUUGCAGUUAAAAAAGAAGCUACUAAGAAGAAGAACAAGAAGAAAUACAAGCGCAGGUCUAAGAUGUGUCAGUGCGAAUAUUGCGGAAAUAUUUAUGCUUGGUCAACAUCUUUAGCCCGACAUUUAAGAGAGUGUCGCAAGCGGAAGGACAAUAAAAUGGUGAACGAUGAGCCGAAGGAAAAUGUUGAAAUCAAGGAUGAAGAGUCUGUAAAGAAGCCGGUGGUUAAAUCAGUGAAAAUUUUAAGAUCCGGAGCUCCUGAAAAGAAGAGUUCCAAGCAGUACGAGCAUGAAAUGAAGAAGUACAAGUCCGCGGAUGGGAUGUACACUUGUUGGGGCUGCGGAAGGAAGUACCACUGGGCUUCUUCUUUGUCCAGACACCGGACUAUCCAUUGUGGUCCGAGGAACAAGAUGAAGUACGUGUGCAAGCUCUGCUCUUACAAGAGCGGGUACCGCGGGAACUUCUUGAGACACUUGAAGACUCCCAGGCACAAGAGGAAUGCCAGAUUCAAGAAGAUGCAGAAGAUAAUGGAGGAGGCCAUUCGGAAUGAAGAUGAAGAAGAAGAAGAGUUUGAAGAAGAAUAUGAUAUAUGA
Molecule: messenger RNA, 1323 nt
Organism: Cotesia congregata
Lineage: Eukaryota; Metazoa; Arthropoda; Insecta; Hymenoptera; Braconidae
Source: the annotation of a GenBank genome assembly